Molecule: messenger RNA, 6115 nt
Organism: Cottoperca gobio
Lineage: Eukaryota; Metazoa; Chordata; Actinopteri; Perciformes; Bovichtidae
Gene: pdxkb
Product: pyridoxal (pyridoxine, vitamin B6) kinase b
Exons: 11
Coding region: 380-1303 (307 amino acids)
Biological process (GO): pyridoxal 5'-phosphate salvage
Cellular component (GO): cytosol
Molecular function (GO): pyridoxal kinase activity
Source: RefSeq, a predicted model, not a curated record
UCCGUGACACACAUUAGUUUGGCUUCUCAGUUAGCUACACAUUAACGACAACACCAACACCACUUCUAACGGUCGCUGCUAGACAGCUGUUUUAUGUGUGUCCGCGCGUGACUGUGUGUGUGGGGUCGCACACACGCGCUGUCUCUCUCGCGCUCUCUCUCUCUCCCCACAUCACACACUCACUGCACAUCACCCGCUACAACCACCACACGCGCUCGCUCAGUACCACACAGCUGGUUAGCUUAGCUAGCUAACGUUGCUUCUUUCCAACUGGCGGCGUUGUGUUUACCUUUAGUUUCUCCGUACUGUUAUGUGUUGACGUGAUUCACGUUGAAGUAACGGAUAAUCUGCACCCCUCCUCGGCUGACCGGGAGCCGCCAUGGAAUGCCGUGUGCUGUCCAUACAGAGCCAUGUAGUCCGGGGAUAUGUGGGCAACAAGAGCGCCUCUUUCCCAUUACAGGUUUUAGGGUUUGAGGUGGACUCCAUCAACUCGGUCCAGUUCUCCAACCACACAGGUUAUUCUCAUUGGAAAGGUCAGGUGUUGACAGCAGACGAGCUCCACGUUCUUUAUGAAGGAAUCAAACUGAACAACGUACACCACUACGAUUAUGUUUUAACAGGGUAUACCAGAGACACGUCCUUCUUGGAGAUGGUAGUGGACAUUGUUCAGGAGCUAAAGAGAGCCAACCCCAACCUGGUGUAUGUAUGUGACCCUGUCCUCGGCGAUCAUGGAUCUAUGUACGUCCCUGAGAAUCUUUAUCCGGUCUAUAAGAACAAGGUGGUUCCUGUUGCCGACAUCAUUACUCCGAACCAGUUUGAGGCUGAAUUAUUGACUGGGAAAAACAUCAGCACAGAGAAAGACGCUGUAGAGGUCAUGGACCUCCUCCACGCUAUGGGCCCAGACACAGUGGUCAUCACCUCCUCUGAUCUACCCUCCAGACUGGGGGACCGCUUCCUCGUGUCGCUGGGCAGCCAGCGCAAAGUUCGUCCCGACGGCAGCAGGACGACGCAGAGAGUCCGAAUAGAAGUUCCCAAAGUGGACGCCGUCUUUGUAGGAACUGGAGAUUUGUUUGCUGCGAUGCUGCUUGCGUGGACACACCACAACCCUAAUGACCUUAAGAUGGCCUGUGAGAAGACUUUUUCAGUGAUGCACCAUGUGAUCAAGAGGACCAUUUCGUAUGCUCACGAGUUAGCAGGUCCUGGUCGGAGGCCCAGUCCGCCCCAGCUGGAGCUGAGGAUGGUUCAAAGUAAAGCUGACAUAGAAGACCCCGCCGUCGUUAUAGAGGCCACAGUCAUAUCCUAACAUUACCGACCCAUAAGACUCACACUAACCUUGUGCUCUUCCCCCACAAGUCUCUCAACUCCAGUAUCUCGUAGAUCUCUCAUUACUGUAAACCUUGACUGUCAUUUACAAACGUCAACACUCCUUAGACCCUUAGUAUUGUGACCCCUGUUUCUCCCUGAACCCUUUACCCCUUUGAGUCCUCAGUGUCCAAACCCCUUAACCUGUAACUCCUGCGCCCUUUUACCCAAACCCUGUUUUGGAACUAGAGCCAUAGAUAAACGGAGAGUUCUGCUGCCUCUCUAACGGAGUGUGUGAGUGGACUGCACAGCUGCUUUUUAGAAAGCUGUGGGGUUUAAGUGUCCACAACACAUAACACGGCGUAUAUAAUAUACGUGUGUGUAUAUGUAUACUGGUAAUACUAAAAGAUACCAGGGUGAAACGCUGAUGAGCCCUUCAAGGCCCAGUCCUCAGCACAACAGAGGGAUGGUUUUGGAGCAGUUAGUGCUCCAGUGGAGAUGGAUGGUUUAGUUUAACUAAGUCUAACUGACAUCACUGUUAACAACACAAACAAAGAACAGGUCUGACUUAAAUGUUGAUUACUUUGUUCUCGUAAAAUACAUAUUUAAAAACUAGUAAUUGAAAUCGUGUCGUCUUCCUCUGAAACUGAAAAGCGUCCCCGCCUGCGUCUGCAGUGAGUUGAUGCUGCACUUGUUAAGUCAAUGAAGCCAGCUGCUGAACGCUCCAGAGCUCUACCUCUGAAUUAGUAACUCUGAAGUGUGUUGCUCCAUUACUGCCACGGGACUUGUUUAUGUUUGACAGGCGGCUGUGGUCGUCCAGUUGCCAGGCAGCAGGUUGCAGCACUAACUUUAAGACUAUAAUGAUCAAACACUGUUUAUCUAUGGCUCCGCCCACCACGAUUUCAACCCCCUCCCCCGUCUUACAGCAGUGAUGUAAUGGUGACCAAGUCUAACCCCAUGACACCCCUCGAAAAUAUAACAAAGGAAAAAAAAAACGCACAAUGUAUAGUUGAUGUAUAGAUGUUGUACUAUAACUGUAUUGGACCAUCUGUAUGAUAUCUUCUAUCUGAUCUGUCUAUUGGACCAUUGUGUUGAUGCUACUGUACUAUAGACCACAGGCACUACAAUAUCACCCACACCAGAGACGUCUGUGCUGGUUCUGGCCCUCCUGCAGGCUCCAGUCGUUGUCACUUUGUAAUAGCUAACUGUUUAAAUAGUCACAGUGCUUAGUGUAAGAAAAAUGAGCGAUCUGAGCCGUCCUUGCCGAGCAGUGUCAGAACCAGCACACAUCAUUGCCGGGCGGUUCCCGGCCCAGCUCUGGCCCAGAACCCUAUAUCUGAGAGUUGUGCCACUGAAUUUACUGGAGGCCUGGAGAAACUACCCCCCCCCCCCCCCCCCCCCCCCCCCCCCCCAACACACACACGUCCUGUAGCAGCUCUGUAAAUGUUUUUUGUAGAAAUGUCUUUUUAGUCGACUUCACACUCCACUGUGCUCACAGCAGCAGUCGCUCAAAUUUUAUUGUGAUGCCAAGAAUUUUAAUAAUAUUAAUAAGUUAAUUUUGUAAAGAUUAGAGCUCUGCAGUACGAUCCGGUAAACUGAUGUUUGCAAUGACUGUUAGCAAAGCACAGAAUAUAUAUAUAUAUAUAUAUAUAUAUAUAAUAUUUGUCUAUUAAAUGAUCUAUACUCGUCACCGUUUCCUAUAACCAGAGGUGAAGAAAAAAAUCUACAGUAAUAUAAAGCAUAUAAUAAAUAAAUAUAAAUUGUAUAUAUAUAUAUAAUUUAUAUUUAUAAUAUUAUAUAUAUAUAAAUAACCUUGAGAGGCAAGUGAGAAAAAAUCUGAAUAUUUUUGGAGUAGUGGCGCACCUCAGCCUCUUGUGGCCGAAAUAAGUAUUACAACAACAAACACUUAAUUAAUAUAAAUAUUAAAUAAUUCACCUGCAGAAACGUAUUUAUUGUUUACAGUCGAUCUUAACUUGUGUUAUAAAAUGAUGCUGCCUCUGGAUUAUUUGUUGUAAAUGUUCAGCAUCAGGCACAAUGUUUCACAGUGGAGUGUGAUUUGAAAGAGGAGAACAGGACACGCGACAUCGGUCAUGAGCCGGUUUCAAACCAGUGAUGUCGCAAGAACUUGGCAUGUGCCUUAGCCCACUGAGCUACCAGGGCACCACAGGAGAGGAGAUGUUAAUGAAACCCCCCCCCCCCCCUUGUUGCUUCCUGACUUGAAUGUUCAGGAAACUGCUAAAACUAUUAUCUGACUUCUCCUGGCAGCAACAUUCAGCUUUGGAAAAAUAAUCGGAGACUUAAAAAAAAAAAAGUAAAAAUAAAAAAUCCAGAUGGCGUCAGUGUCCCACCUGAGCUGGAUGUAAGGUUCUGGGCAGUGUGUUCUGUACUGCUGUUGUUUCUCUAUGGACUGAACUGUGAUACUGCCUUAGGAACCUAACAUCAUCACGCCACAGUACUGCUCAUCGAGGGGGAGGUGGAGAGGGGGGAGGAGGGGGGAGGAAGGAACAUGUCCUAAAUGACUGCACAUUUCUGUUCUCCAGUGCGCCUGAAAUGAGAAAGAAUUGAGAUUGCAUAUGCUUAGUUUCUAUUUAAAUGUAUUUCUUUAUUUUUAACCAAUUAAUCGUUUUUAUUAAAAAUGCCUGAAAAGUGGCAAUUUCCUUCUUUUGUCCCAAAUAACUCAAAACCCAAAGAUAUUAUAUUCAUCUAAAACAGAGAAGCUUUUCUUGAUGAAUCAUUUAAACAAAAUCUGAAUUUUCUAAAUGGGCACUAAAACCCUUCCUUUAGUUUUCCUUCAUCUCGACUCAGAUUUAAUCUGAAUCUCGACUCAGAUUUAAUCUGAAUCUCGACUCAGAUUUAAUCUGAAUCUCGACUCAGAUUUAAUCUGAAUCUUGGACGAAUGGUGGGAAAUGCAGUCUCAUAUUUACAAUUGCAACAGUUAAUAUUGAUUUUUGUACUCGUGCAGUAAUAUUGUGCCACUGUAGCGCUGAUUGUCAUAUCAAUAACAGACCGCUGUGGCCAAUCAGCUUUGAGCUCUGCUAUAAUCAACAUGCACUACCAACCCUCUGCUUCCUGCUAACAAACCAGUCUGCCGUACUAUUGGGUCAAAGUGUGUGUACCUGUCGUGUCCGUGUGUGUUGUGUGUGAGGAAGUGUGUGUAUAUAAAUGUCUUUUAUGGUCACAGGGUUUUGUGUGUAUGUGUGAAAUGAAAGAGGAAAAGUCAAGUUAACAACGAGGGUUCAAAACAAGAAAAGAAAAGAGAAACGGUGUCCAUGAGGAGGGGGGGUGAGGUGUGUUCAAGAGGACAAUCAUUCCGUGAUGUUACGCAGUGUUGCACGACUCCCCUUUCUCCUAUCUGCUGAACAAACGACAGGUUUUUGGGAUUGAAUCUUCAUGUUUCCUUGAUGCCUCACGUCCCCUCUCUCUCUUCCUCCCCCUCCUGCAGAUAUAUCUGUCCUCCGGCCCACACGCCUCCCUGCAGUGCCAGUCGUUGUGUCUGUACCGCUAGUUUUUUAAACCUUCGCCUCGCUGUGUGUGUGUGUGUGUGUUUGUGUGUUAGAUGGUUAUACUGUACCCCGACUCCCUCCUAUCUCUCUGCUAGAUUGUCACUACUGUUCCUGCUUUCCAUGCUGCCCCCCACCUGCCUCGAGCUCCACUUGCUUGCCGUGUGUCUUGUGAUACAACUUCUCUGCACUCUUGCUGUUACCUGCCCUGCUCCACUCUGCGCUCAGUAACUUCCUCCAUUCUCACCGCUGCUGUUGGCUUCUUUAUCUACACCGCGUCCGAUAUCCUCCAAACAUUUGGAUCGAGUUGCACCAGCUCUUCGUAAAAAUCCUUCACAUCAUUUCUGCAGGAAGUGAUUUACUGAAUGGAGUUGCUCCAUUAGAGCUCAAGAAGGUCUCUGCUAGUUAAGACUUAAGUAAAGUGUAAAUCAGCCUUUGGAAACAUACUUAAAAAUAGAUUAUAGAGACCAAAUUGUAUAUUAAACUUAACUUCCGAUCCUGUGCAAGUGUAGGAAUGAGUUCUCUUUGUUCAUAUAUAACUACAUGGAGAGGUUAACAGUUAUUACUCUGAGUAAUACGACAAUGUUCUGCCAAAGUUUGAAAAGUGUUUCUGUAUUUCACAUAUUUCUGUAUUUCUUUUGUAAAAAAAGCAUUUGAUCAAAUCAAACCUGCAAAGUGUUAAUACAGCAGAUUAAAUUAGUGUUAAAGUCUCAAAGAUCGCUCAAGAUGUUUGUUUUUUUACUUUAAAGAUAUUUCAUGUGAUCUCUUUAAACCAACAUAAUAUUAUGGGAUGUUGAUUUACAGCGGGAUUAGCAGUUCUAGCAACUCUGUCACAUUAAAGGCGUUUAAAUCAAAGUUGAUGUGAAACAUAUUUCUAAAUGAUGCAUUAAGGCAAAGAGAAAACGCUGGCAGCAGUGGAAACUUCACCUCAGUCCCCCCCCCCCCCCCCCCCCAUCUCCCCUCCGCCUGUUGUGAUAGACCCUCCCCUCAUCCCUGUCCGUUUGGUUACAAAAAUGGCUGCCACUAAAAAAAACGCAAUGGCCCAUCGACCGUGGUCCUCUCCUCUCCUCCCGAUUGACGGUUUCGUCUCCGCCAUCUUGUUUUUCUGUUCUUGGUGGCCAAAACAAAAACGAGGAAAUGUAAUAAUCAUUGUUCGGUAGCUGUUUUUAGUGCUAUGUUUUUGGAGCGUUACGAGUAUUUUCUAACAUGUUACAAUAAAAGAUUGUAGUGUACAAAUUCACAUUUAUAAUAUAUAUAUAUAGAUAUAUAUGAGAAAUGUAUGUUCUAAUGCAAUAAAGAGAAAUUAAGAAUUA